Eriocheir sinensis (Chinese mitten crab) is the source of this 5713-nucleotide messenger RNA. RefSeq names its product AT-rich interactive domain-containing protein 3A-like. The coding region runs from base 1111 to 2979 and encodes 622 amino acids. Gene Ontology annotation, biological process: regulation of transcription by RNA polymerase II. The transcript is spliced from 10 exons. Gene Ontology annotation, cellular component: nucleus. Gene Ontology annotation, molecular function: DNA binding. The record is from RefSeq and is a predicted model, not a curated record. NCBI's taxonomy places the organism in Eukaryota, Metazoa, Arthropoda, Malacostraca, Decapoda, Varunidae.
CUACCUACUCGCCUAGCAAUCUAUCUACACCACCACACCGCCACGCCAUGAUCUCACCAGCCAGCAAGCCAUUCCUAUACCACCAUUAUGUCCCGCUUGAGAUCACUUUGAUAUGGAACUCCUCCCAUGGACCUGCGCGCGUUGAUGUAAGGUUGGUGUCCACUGCGGGGCCGGCUGGGUGAGAGCUCCGAGGUGCGCCGAGCGGCCUGACCUAACGUGUUUAAACAGGGGGUCGCAUUUCCUUCUUCAGUAGCGCUUAUCAAAUUGCCAUCACACGUAACACAGAUUCCUCCAUUGUCCCCCUGCGUUAAUAUCUCGUUAUCUUGUUCUCUCUUGUUUUAUUUCGUGUAUUGUGUAGCUCAUGUAUUGUGUUAGUGUUUUAUGUAUAGGUUUUUCAAGUGUGUGAUUGUUCGGUGAGCGUGGAUUAAGGGAAAAGUGGGUGUGCGUUUACGGCGGUGGGGAUCGUGGUAAGGAUGUCUUCAUGGUGGGUGAUAUGCCGCUGUUAUUCAAUGGAGGGGACAACACCCACGUAACCAAAGUGGCAACUAUCAUUGGUGGAUCACGUGCUAUCAAACUCCUCCCACUGUGAUAGCCACGCCCCCACCUGCCUUCCCUCCCUCUCUCUCCCCUCGCUCUCCCCGCCUUGACAAGACAGCCAAGCCUCCCUCCCUCCCUCUCGCCCUCUCGCCGGCCCAGCCCAGUUCGCGCACUGAUCAUAUGGUUGCCGAUGUUUUUAGACCCUGUAGCCACUCACGUCUUUGUCACAACGCGGAUAACUUGGAUUUCAACACAUAUCAUCCUUUCACACGUGUAUAUAGGCCUUGAGUGUGGGUAUUUUGAUGUAGGAGCGAGAUAGAGAGUGAUAUAUGGUUGCAUGGGGCGCAGAACAGCCAUCGGGAGUGUCAGCGACGAGGCCGAGCGACGUCUGGUAACUGCACAACGCACGGGGGAUGAACCAUAAGGAGCCCUCAGUUGUGUCCCGUAGUGAUCCGUGUGAGGUGGUGCGCGUCGUGUCCAUAGACCAACCCUUUUUGGACUCUUCCGUAAAGUGUUCCCCGGAAAUCGGCCAAGAUUCGGGUCAAAAACAGAGAACCCGUCCCGGUGUAUCACAUGGAACAGCCGGAGAUCGACGAGGACGGACGGAUGUCUGGCGCCGAAGACCGCGUAUCAGACAUGGAACAAGAGGACAGCCUGGGCCUCAUGGGCGGACGAGACAGUCCCUUGAAGCCAGACGGAGGAGGAGGAGGGGGAGGGGGAGGAGGAGGAGGCAUGGAGGGAGAAGACAUCCUGGCCAAACUCCGUCAACAGGUGUCCGCCGCGUCAAUCUUCAGCCAGGCCGCACGGGAGGGCUUGGGUUCGAGCCCCCCGCCCGGCUCACCCAACCAUAACAAUAAUAACAACAAUAACAAUGGACAUAACCUCUACGACCGCCUUCACUCCCUUCUGCAGGCCAAGAUGAAGAGGGAGGAGGAGGGCGUGGAGGGCGAGGAGGACUCGCGCGACCUGGUGCUGCGGGCCGAGGCGCUGCACCGCCAACGGGAGUCGCUCUUGUCGUCGCCUCAGGCGCUGAUGAACGCCAUGCGGGGCGGCGCGCCGCCCUCGCUGGUGCCGCCCGCCGCCCACCCCCACCUGCCCUUCAUCCCCAGCACGGUGGGGCUGCCGCCCACCUCGCAGAUGCCGCCCACGCCGGGCUCGGCGGGCUCCCGCGACUCCUCGGGCAACGGCGCCCGCACGCCCUCACACACGCCCGAGCCCCACCAGAGUCAGCAGUCCUGGAGCUUCGAGGAGCAGUUCAAACAGGUACGGGAACCCGCGAAGCACUCGUCCUUUGAAGAAGACAAACGCAAGCUUUACGAACUCAGCGACGAACCGAAGAGGAAAGAGUUUCUGGAUGAACUCUUCUCGUUCAUGCAGAAGCGAGGCACGCCAAUCAACCGCCUCCCCAUCAUGGCCAAGCAGGUGCUGGACCUGUACGAGCUCUACAACCUGGUGGUGGCGCGCGGCGGACUCGUGGACGUGAUCAACAAGAAGCUGUGGCAGGAGAUUAUCAAGGGCCUCAAGCUGCCCUCCUCCAUCACCUCCGCGGCCUUCACGCUCAGGACACAGUACAUGAAAUACCUCUACCCCCUCGAGUGUGAGAAGAUGAAGCUGUCCAACCCGACGGAGCUACAGAGUGCCAUUGACGGGAAUCGAAGAGAGGGUCGCCGCUCCUCCUACGGGAACUACGGCGAUCACUGCCAGCCGCCCAUGCUGCCCCUCCAGAACCUGCAGUCCCUUCAGAACCUACAGAACCUCCAGAGCCCCCUCAGCCUGGUGCCCCGGCCGCAGCUCAACGGGAACGGCACCGCCCACCCGCUCACCCCGCAAGACUACCUACUGGGCCGCGGUGGGUCGCCCCCGGGGUCGCAGGAGGCGCUGCUGGAGGCGACGCGCCUCACCAUGUGGAAGCUCUACAACCAGGGGCUCGGCGGCGUCGGCGGCGGCUUCCCGCACGAGGACGAGGCCGCCAAGCUGCCACCGCCGCCGCCACAUCACCCGCUGGCCGGCGGCGGCAUGCCCUUCCCGCCGCAGAAGGAGGCGCUCAACCUCGAGGUCAAGGAUGAGCCUUUCUACUUGCAGCGGCCGGGGCGGCUCAAGGACUCCAUCGAUCACCGCAACGACCUCCGGAAUGACCUGCGCAAUGACCUCCGCAACGACUUCAGGAACGACAUGCGUAACGACAUGCGCAGCCGCCUGGAGGACAGCGCGAUACCCCCCGCGGCCAAGCGACAGGCCCAGCAGGAGGACGCCCACGACCCCCGCCUCCCCCCGCCCACCACGCCCGGCUCGGGGUCGUCCCAGCCCGGCGCCAACAUCAAGAUCACGUCGCGGGGCGACGGCAGGAGUCAGGACCAGAGUUUAGUAGUCAGUAUGGAGAUUAACGGAACGCUCUACCAAGGGGUGCUCUUCGCCCAGGCUCCGCGGGCCCGCUUCAGCUAAGGUAAUGAGUGAAGUGCGUGCGUGGUGUCCCUUCCUCCAAGCCUGUCUGUCUCGCGGCGCUCUCGUCCGAAGCGUCGCGCAGAACUUAACUAUGAUACAACGACGUUCCAGUGUAAUGACCUUCGUGUGCGAAGCGAAGGAAGGAACAAAUACCGUGGAGACAAGACGUGAUGCAAAGAUAUUCUAGUUCGUCUUUAGUGUCGAUGAAGGGAAGAACAACAGCGAGGGAGGAGUGAAGGCUGUCUACCUACUCUUGGGGUCCGCUGUGCCCUCCGCCUCCUGUCCGACACUCGUGCUGGCCGACCAAUGGGACAACCCGCCCUCAAUGUUACCUUGUUGAGUCAUUGUAGCGCUUUAUGGAUACGCCGAGCCUGAAUCAGGUUUCUGUAUUUAUUUAUGUAAUUAUAUGGUGUGACUGAUAGUUGUACAGCAUUGUUCUUGUGAGAGUAAGUGACACUCUUUUGGUUCUUUCUUAUUCUGUCAGUUUUAAGGUAUACCUAGCCAAGUGGUGAUCUCAUGCAUGGAGUCCUGGAGCCGCGUGGGUGACGCAGACGUGACGCAGCUCAUCCGUCGGUGUGUGAGAGUAUUGUUUCACCAAAGACGCGGCUAAGAACAGACCUACAUAUUGUUCCUGUGUCCCGCUACCUAGGAAUGGGGGUGAAUAUACAAACAUGCACAUCUUUAGUCAAAAUUUCGAUAGGCUUUUUUUUUCUGAACAAGCCCAGCCGCUCACGAUGCAGCAGCGGCCUUCCUCUGCCUCGGCCGUGCUCGCCGGGCGUCUGCGAGUCAGCCGCCACCGAUCGCCGCGGCUGUCUCCCGUCCCUGCCUUGCUCACUCACCUUCCCUCCCAGGACGUCCACCCACUGCCAUACAUGGAUGAUCUGUCGCCACUACAACGAUGACCAUCCAUGGUAAGGCCCAACCUGCUGCCGUGACCGUCGCACCCACCGCCACCACUCCGUCGACGCCGCCGACCCUCGCCCUCCCGCCGCAGACCCUCGCCGCCGCGGCCACCUGUUCUUUCCCUCAAGGUCGCCUGUUUGUCCUCAUGCAGAGUGGAUUUUGUGAUGCCUUUCACGCAUUCACUGACCAUAAAAUGAGUUCUGACACUUACUGUGGCUAAAUCUAACUUGCGAGGUUAGAGUUAAAAGAGCCACAUGUUCUGCCAUGUAAAUUGUGACUAAACUCUCCCUCUCCACGAGUGUUGAAAUCAAAAUAGCGGUACUGGAAUCCCUUGCGCGUUAUGUGUCGUGAAGAUCGCAAGAAUACCUUUCUCCUUUAAGAACUUAUAAACUCUUGUGGUUGAACCUCAUUGAGGAAACAGAAAACACAAUAAUUCAUUCCUAUUGUUGACAGCUGUUGAAAAAAACUGUGCAAUAAGCUCUUGUUUUAUACUGACUGGGUUAAGAGACAGUCAUAUAAAUCGAAUCUGCACUUUUGGCGAAUGUUUCUAAGUACCUGAGCUGUAUAACAUGAUAAGAAAAAAUAAUGAUUCCAGGCCCAGAUGCUGCUGAUAGUAACGGUGAUGAUACAUGACCUUUGGCUUAGAGAUGUUAACUGUAAAAUUGUGUGUGUCCGCCACGAACGUAACGGAGGAUUUUUGUUCCUUCUCUUUAUUUAUAGUUAGGUUUUUGUACUAGAAUGAACCGUGUAAGUCUGGUAGGUAGUGGAUUAGGUUAGGAGCAAACAGUGUGUGUGUGUGUGUGUGUGUGUGUGUGUGUGGAGGGCUUGCGGGUGGGCGGGCGGGCGGGCGGUGACCUAUUGAGGGAGCGAGGGACCAGUCGGCGGUGAGUGGGCGACCCGCAUAAGGCUACCGAUCAUGACUGGGGAUGCGCGCAGCAGUUUGUUUACUCAGGGAUCUUCCUCCGUGCUCACGCCCCGCGGCUCCCCACCACCGAGGGCCGACACGCAGUCCUCCCUGUUUGUCGUGUCCCUCCCCGUAGUAAGGAAAGAUUACGGUUAGGGCGAGUCAGGUGAGCCAUUGACUGUAACUCUCCCGAAACGACGGAAAGUACUGUGUCUCGAGUUACGGCAAACAGAAGGGACUGUGAACGCGGCUCUGCCCCGGCCGUGCCCGAGGCGUCACGUGGUGUCCUCGCCAUUGCCAUUCUCUAGAUGCUAAGAAACACGAGCCAAGUAACGCUGGACGCUGGGCUGACGAGCUGAAGCGAGGUACUGACGCUACGCUAUUCCCAAGGGUGUGAGUGACAUGACCUGACACCUUAACUAAAACACAACAGAAAAAAGCGUUCAGACAAGUGUGGCGACGACCUGACACCUUAACUAAAACACAACAGAAAAAAGCGUUCAGACAAGUGUGGCAACGACCUGAGGAACUUAAAUAGGUGUUCAGUACCCAACUCGGCCAGGUGUCACUCCCCUGCCAGCCACAGCCAGCCAUCAGCCACCAGCCCAGCCAGCCACCAGCCCGUCUCCCCUACACCCCCUAGCGGAGUCUCAUUGUCCUCAGCCGUCAGCGCGCGUUGCUACUGUAUUAUUAUCUUAUCAAUAGUCUUAAGGUUUUAGGUAUUUUUAAGGUUGUUGUAAAUGAGUUGUCGUCCUGUACAGCGCGUUGAACAUGUUGCGAGGCUGUUUAGCGCUCCUCCUCUUCCUCUUCCUCCUCCUCCUCCUCCUCCUCCUCCUACUUACCCGAGGCCACUUUCCACUUCGUCCUCACUUUAGGCAGCGGCAGUUACUUAAAAGUGAAAAAAUGUAAUAAAAUGUUAGUAGUAAA